This is a messenger RNA of Austrofundulus limnaeus, 2348 nucleotides long. Its product is annotated as protein disulfide-isomerase TMX3. Gene Ontology annotation, cellular component: cell surface; endoplasmic reticulum. NCBI's taxonomy places the organism in Eukaryota, Metazoa, Chordata, Actinopteri, Cyprinodontiformes, Rivulidae. Bases 928 to 2193 code for a protein of 421 amino acids. The record is from RefSeq and is a predicted model, not a curated record. The transcript has 16 exons.
AGAUGCAUCAGGACAAUCUAACAUAUUCUGAUCUUGUUUAGUUUAUGGGUCUAAAAACAAGAUGAAAAUCUUUUUAUCUGAUAUCAGACGGUAAAACCUGGUCAGAGGAACAGUUUUCUGCAGUAAAAUGACUCUACUGCUCAGAAACAUUAACAGAUUAAAUAAUCUUCACUUUAAACCUGAUCAGGUUAGUUUCAGAGCACUUGUUACCAUGGAAACAUACGCAACCAAUGCAACCGAUUCAAGGCUUAAUUAAUUCAGGUUUACACCAAAAUCCCGGGUUAAUCCCUUCUCCUAGUUUCGUGCAGCAGCCACAGGUCUGACCUGCAGCAGGUGGAGGACUGGGAGUGUCGCCGUGUGACGCAGCUCCAGUCACUUCCUGCCACACAGAACUGUGGGAAGUCUCUGCUAAAGGAAAAGCAUGUCUCAGAAGGACAGUAAAUACGUAUUUCAACACUCUUGGACUUUGAAAGGUCUCCCACUCAGAAAUCAUGAAGGGGUCUGAAGUUUUCAUCUUGGUUCAUGUUUACUGUGAGACAUAAUCUAAAAAAAUCUGGAAAUCACAAUGUAUGAAUUUUAAAUAAUGUGUCUGUAAUAAUUACACUAAUAAUUUAUUUGCUGGGCAGCAGCAGUUGGGUUCUGUUUAAUUAAUCCUAACUUGAUGGAACCUGUUCAGAAACAGGAAGUGCAGCAGGUUCACUUCCUGUUCCCCAUUAAAUGAUGAUUGUUUAUUUAAUGAUUUAGAUUCUUUUUUUUUUUGAUCAACUGUGUUUUGUUUUCCUUUGCUUCCUUCAGUUCAUUCAGCUUGUCUGUUCCUGUAAAGCUCUUUAUAAAUAAAGUUUCACUGGAUUGAAUGGAGUCUGGUAAUCUGUCAGAUUAGCCUUUAGCAGAUUAGCUUUAUCUUCUGUUGAUCCAGUUUCAGUCAACAUGUUGGACAGAAGGAACGUGCUUCAGCUCUCAGUUCUGCUGUUUGGAUCGGUUCUGUUGGUCUCAGCCUUUGUGGAGGAACUCGAUGACUCGUUCCUGGAGAGCAGGGAUCCAGAUGAUAUCUGGCUCAUUGAGUUCUACACCCCCUGGUGUUCCUUCUGCAGACAUCUGGAUCCUGUUUGGCAUCAGAUCGGAUCAGAACUCAGGAGUUUUGGGUCUCCUGUUCGAGUUGGCAAAUCAGAUGCUACCGUCAGCACCGCUUUGGCCAAAGAGUUUCGAGUCAGGAAUUAUCCUGCCAUCCUCAUGUUCAAGAACCAGGUGAAGUACAACUAUGCAGGAUCCAGAACCAAAGAUGGAAUCAUGGCAUUCUCUGACCGGGUUUCAGGGCCGCUGGUUCGAUCCCUGAGCAGUGUGCAGCUUUUCCAACACACCAUGAACCGCCAUGAUGUCAUGUUUGUUUAUGUUGGGGCAAAGUCUGAGCUCAAGGGAAACUACACAACAGCAGCUGAGGAACUCAUCGUCCACACCUUCUUCUUCUCUGCCACCAGAGACGUCCUGCCCAAGGCUGUGACUUUGCCCUCUCUGCCUGCUGUUAUGGUUUUUAAAGACGGGACGUACUUUUUCUACAACGAGGAACGUGACGGUGACCUCAAGUCUUGGAUUAAUCGAGAACGCUUCCCAAAUUUCCUUGAGAUUGAUGGCUACACUCUGUACGCCAUGGGAGAGUCAGGUAAACUGGUGUUGCUGGCCCUGGUGGAGGAGACACACCUGUGUGAUGAAAGCCUCAGGUAUAAAAAUAUGGUGGAGAAGGUGGCCACAGAGCACAAAGAGAUGCAUGGCAGGAACUUCUACUUUGGCUUCAUGCAAGGCAGUAAUUACAUCAGUGGACUCAUCAUGGGGGAUGUCAUUGUGCCAUCCUUCAUUGUGGUUAAUCUAUCCAAUGAUGGGUACUUCCUGCCCCAGAGACACGUGGAGACGGAACACCACCUGCUGGACUUCCUGGAAGGGGUUCUGAACGGCAGUGUAGAGAGCCUGGGAGGAAAUGGAUUCAGUCAGCGCAUCAGACGUGCCGUGUAUGAAACCAAACUCACGCUGGUGCCAUUGUUCAGAGACGCUCCAGGACUCGGCUGCUUUCUGCUUGGCUUCCCGCUCUCCAUCGGCACCAUUUUCUGUUACCUCUGCAUCAAAAACCGUCCCACUCAGACUGACGAUGAGGACAAGUCACCUCAGCGCCGCAAAAAACCCAGAGACAAGAAGACGGACUGAGGAGUGCAGGCAGGAGGACUGCACUGAUCCACCACAGUGAUGGGAUCCAGGCGUGGAUUUUAUUAGAACCCUUUGUUAGAACAUGAAGGAAAUAAUGACCCCAAUAUGAAGAUGUUGCUUUUCUUUUGGUUUUAAAUAAAGAUAUAAAACAUUUC